This is a messenger RNA of Puccinia triticina, 243 nucleotides long. RefSeq lists its product as uncharacterized. The transcript has a single exon. NCBI's taxonomy places the organism in Eukaryota, Fungi, Basidiomycota, Pucciniomycetes, Pucciniales, Pucciniaceae. The coding region runs from base 1 to 243 and encodes 80 amino acids. The record is from RefSeq and is a predicted model, not a curated record.
AUGUCACUCGUCCAUCAGCUCCGUCUCACACUCUUUUCCUCUAGUCUUAAACUCUCCGUGCUCACCCUCGUCAAAGCUCAUCUCCGCAUUCGGCUCCUUUGCUCAUCCGCAUUCGGCUCCUUCGCUCAUCCGCUCAACCAACUCCUCAAGAUUAUUCUCAUUUCAAUCAACGUUUUCUCAUUGGCAAAACUCGAAACCAUCGGCAAAUUGAGUCGGAUUCAGGUGGAGGAGGAAGAAAUUUGA